CGGGUCGCGGCCACGGAGGCGGCGGCGGUGACAGUAUAUAAGGAGGUGCCGGCACUGUAAGCAGUCAGUGGCCGGAGCCUAGCGCCCAGCCUGCCGAUCGCCUCAUCCUGUGCGUUGAAGUUUGACAUCCACACGUUGAAGUUUGACAUCCACACCCUCCACGACCCCUCCCCUUCGCCCGGCCAUGCCCAGCAGGUUAACCCCGCUCGUCGGCGCCCUGACGGUGCUACUGCUGCUCGGCCAACCGCUGCUCCCCGCUACCCAGGAGCCGUGCGUGGCCGAGGUGACGCCGGUGCAGCUGAACGGGCGGGACGAGCACCCAGAGCUGGUCGGCACUGCCGAGCGGCGCCUCUACCGCCUAUUUGCCUUCGGCACCCCCUUCACCCUCCACCUGGUACCCGACUCCAGCUUCCUGGCCCCGGGCUUCAGCGUGCGGCGCUUGGGUGAGUCCCGGGAGCGGGACGAACCGUCUCUCCGCCGCUGCUUCUACUCGGGUGGGCUGCUAGGGAACCGGGGGUCGCGGGCAGCCGUCAGCCUGUGCGGAGGCAUCCGGGGCGCCUUCUCGGCCGGCGGAUACGACUACCUGAUCGAACCGCGGUCCGAUGGUCAUUCGCUACGGCGCCCUCACCGGCUGGAGUGGCGGGGCUGCCCGUCGACUCCCGUCCUGCCAGCGCUCCGCCCGCCCCAUAUUGAGCCGGACGGCCGCGCUCGCCGAUUCGUGUCCGAGGCGCGCUUCAUGGAGACGCUACUGGUGGCCGACGCGUCGAUGGCGAAGCGGCACGGCGACGGACUCGAACACUACCUGCUCACACUGAUGGCAAUGGUGGCCGGUCUUUACCGGGACCCCAGCAUCCGGAACCUGCUGCACGUGGUAGUGGUCAAGAUGCUGGUGGCGGGGAACGACGAGGAGGGUCCCUCCGUCUCCGCUAACGCCGGCCUCACACUGCGCCGUUUCUGCACCUGGCAGCGUCGCUUCAACCCGCCCAGCGACCUGCAUCCCGAGCACUACGACACGGCGCUGCUGUUCACCCGCCAGGACAUCUGUGGCCACAAGAGCUGCGAUACCCUUGGGGUGGCGGACACUGGCACCAUGUGUGACCAAAGCCGGAGCUGCGCUGUGAUUGAAGAUAACGGUCUUCAGGCAGCCUACACCACCGCACAUGAACUAGGUCAUGAAUUGAAUAUGCCUCAUGACGACUCAAAGGCCUGUGAUAAGCUGUUUGGCCAAAUGAAGUUAAACCAUGUGAUGGCCCCAUUGUUCAUUCGACUCAACAACACUCUGCCCUGGUCUCCCUGUAGUGCAUUUCAUGUUACAGAGUUCUUUGACAAUGGUCACGGAGACUGCCUGCUGGACGCCCCUGCUAAAUCGGUCUCGUUGCCCACCGAGCUGCCAGGGCAGGUGUAUGACUUGGACACACAAUGCCAGCAGAUCUUCGGAGAGGAGUACAGACACUGUCCAAACACAUCGGACUCCGACGUGUGCUCUCAGCUGUGGUGCAGGAUCGAGGAUAAGCCCGAGUGUCACACCAGAAAUGGAAGCCUCCUCUGGGGAGAUGGGACUCCGUGUGGACAAGACAGAAUCUGCAUUGAUGGGAUGUGUUUGCCCACCAAGAUAGUGAAUGCAAAGACUGUUGUGGAGGGAAGCUGGGGUUUAUGGAGCCCCUGGGGAGAAUGUUCCAGAAGCUGUGGUGGGGGUGUCCAGUUUUCAUUCAGAGAAUGUAAUGACCCAGUGCCCCAAAACGGCGGGAAAUACUGCGAAGGGCAACGGACACGGUAUCAAUCCUGCAAUACACAGGAGUGUUCCAACAAUAAUGGAAAGAGCUUCAGAGAGGAGCAGUGUGAAAGGUAUAACAGCUGGAAUUACAAAGACUUUAUUGGCAAUACAGUAAAGUGGACACCCAAAUACUCAGGCGUAUCCCCGAGAGAUCGUUGUAAACUCUUCUGCCGUGUCAGAGGAAGAAGUGAAUUUAAAGUAUUUGAACCCAAAGUAAUUGAUGGCACUCCAUGUGGCCCAGAAACCACGUCAGUUUGUGUCCAUGGGCAGUGUGUGAAGGCCGGCUGUGACCAUGUCAUUGGAUCCAGUAAGAAACUCGACAAGUGUGCUGUUUGUGGUGGGAAUAGCUCGACAUGCAGGAAGGUCACCGGCUCUCUGAAUAAAUCCAACUAUGGCUACAAUGACAUCGUUACCAUCCCUGCUGGAGCCACCAAUAUUGAUAUCAAACAGCGAAGUCACAAAGGAAUUAAGCAUGAUGGGAAUUACUUGGCUGUUAAACUGCUGGAUGAUACGUACAUUCUGAAUGGAGAUUAUUCUGUGAUCACGGUAGAACAAUAUAUUCCAUUUGGAGGGGCUAUUCUCAAGUACAGUGGCUCUUCGACCACACUGGAAAGAAUUCAGAGUUUCAAACAACUGCGGGAGCCACUGACAAUUCAGUUGUUGUCGAUCUCUACUGAUGCACUGCCUCCCAGGGUGAAGUAUAGCUUCUUCAUCACCAACGAUGUCUUACUGAGCAAGCAGAAAGCCAAGUCAACCAAGAAAUCUCCUAACGCCUUCAAGCAGGCCAUCGUCUCUCAGUACACUCCUGGAGAGUGGUCCGAAUGUUCUCGCAGCUGCGGGUCUGGUUGGCAGAGGAGAAACGUGGAGUGUCGGGACAAUGAUGGCAACGUGUCCUUGGUCUGUAACAAGGCAUUGGGGCCAGAAGGCAUCAGACCCUGCGCUGAUGUCCCGUGCCCACUUUGGCAGCUGGGCUCCUGGUCCUCUUGCUCCAGAACCUGUGGCGUUGGGGAAAGAAGACAGAGUGUGUUGUGUGUUGAAUAUACUGGCAAAACCACAGAAGAGAAUAAAUGCGACCCUUCCAAACGGCCCAAGCCCAUGACGGAAGAGUGCUUCCUGCAGGAAUGCUAAAUGUGGCUACAUUUUCUCAGUGGAAAGCAACAUCAUUGAAAGCCCGUUACUAACUGGAUGCAAGCUUGUUUAGCUCCAGAUUGUGUAGGCAUGGGCAAAUGGGGAAAAUGCACUAACUGACUGAAUAAGGUCAACCAUGUAGACUGGUUUGAUGUAGUAAGGUAAUAAAUACCACUGGUUAUCUCCUCUUUGUUGUUUGCCAGAAAGCUAUCUACCUCAGUGAUGCUAAGAAUGUUGCCUUUCACAAGUCAGGCCAACAUACUGUAAUUGUUUCUUAUGCUGCUGUCCAGUCUUAACUCUUGACAAGUCGGCCAUUGCAAGGGCGACAAACCUGUAAUCAUAUUAACUGUAAUUUAAUUAAGGUACUGUCUGUAAUAGUUUAAUAUAGUACACCCCACACAAGAGUGUGUAUUUUAUAGAAGAUUUUAAUAGCAAUUCAGAUGUAGCAUUCCAAUAUUGUAUAUAGUGUACCUGAAGUGUCAUACCUUCAAUGAAGGAGAGUAGGUACUUUUAAGCUUCCUUUCAAAGCUAUUUAUUUUUGUACAGGUUUUAUUUUCACAUUGUUUUAUUUUAAAUAGAUGCUGCUGGUACAACCCAAGGGACGUGUUUUCCUCGUUCAUAGAGAUGCUUACUUUGUGCUCCUGUGUGACAAAUAAUAAGAAUUCAGUCAAACUGGGAGCUAAUUAAAAUCUGCUCAAUAUUUUAUUUUUU
Messenger RNA from Mobula hypostoma (lesser devil ray), 3613 nucleotides. Its product is annotated as A disintegrin and metalloproteinase with thrombospondin motifs 8-like. Gene Ontology annotation, biological process: extracellular matrix organization; proteolysis. The record is from RefSeq and is a predicted model, not a curated record. The transcript is spliced from 8 exons. Bases 185 to 2902 code for a protein of 905 amino acids. Lineage: Eukaryota; Metazoa; Chordata; Chondrichthyes; Myliobatiformes; Myliobatidae. Gene Ontology annotation, molecular function: metalloendopeptidase activity; zinc ion binding.